Messenger RNA from Colletotrichum abscissum, 375 nucleotides. RefSeq lists its product as uncharacterized. The record is from RefSeq and is a predicted model, not a curated record. The transcript is spliced from 3 exons. Bases 1 to 375 code for a protein of 124 amino acids. Lineage: Eukaryota; Fungi; Ascomycota; Sordariomycetes; Glomerellales; Glomerellaceae.
AUGGCGAUCGGUCAACUGGACAGUAUCCUGAGACGCGAUGACAAAUUCCUGAAGGAGAUGUGGACUUGGUUCGGUGUUGGAGCUCUCGUCAUAUUGUUGCGGUUUUUCGUGAGAAUUCGCAUGGUUGGCCCCAGAGGUCUCAAGGGAGACGACUACACAAUGCUUGUUACUUUGUUCUUAUACACGGUCUGUUUUGUGAUGGUCGACUUAGUGUACCGAUAUGGCACGAACGUGGAUCUCACCGCUCCCCAAAUCAGCACUCUUUCCGAUGAAGAAGUGGCACGACUUGUACAAGGUUCCAAGUUCCAACAAGUAGCUUGGUAUUCAUACACCGCAUACUUGUGGUCUAUGAAAGCGACCCUGUUAUUCUUCUAG